GGAACCCUGCUCCUAGUAAGGGUGAGAGAGCUGAAAGCAUAGACUAAGCCCAGCCCCACCCCCGGAGGGAAGGAGGGAGGGUAGGGAAGCUGGCAUGCAGGGGAGUGGGACUGGAACGCACUCAUCCCUAGCACUGGGCAAGAGAGCUGUGGGGGAAGCUGGGAAGAAGUCAAACCAAGGCACUUCACAGCCCCCAGCUGAGUCACCAGAGUGCAUAAAACAAGCACAAGGCAAUCAGAGCAGGCAGACGGGAGACACACGGCAUCAGCACUCCAGGACAGAUUUUGUGAUUUAAUUGAGCCACAUUGAAGCAGAAGGAUGUUUUCUCUCCUGCUCACCCUCUCUCUGCUGGUACUGAUGGUGGCAUCCAGCCCCACAAAAAGAGCAGAAUCUCUGACGCUGGGAGAUUUUAUGAACAUUUUCCUACUGGCCGAGGAAAGCUCAUGGAAGACUGUAAAUCUUAGUAGCAUGUCCUGCGAGGAUACGAGGAACAACACAUGGACCAUCUUGCAUCUGACCAACCACAGCUUGAGCUCCUUUCCUGCCUGCUUGCCUGAGGUGGUGGAGACCCUAGACCUCAGCACCAACUUCCUGAGCAUGCUGAAUGGCACAGAGAUAGUGAACUUGCCAAAUCUGCGUAUCCUCUCUCUGAGGCAGAACAACAUUGAAGAAGUCAUAUGGGGAAGUGAAGCCCUCAGCAGUCUCCGAAUCCUGGACCUAAGUUUGAAUAAGUUGUCAUCUGUGCCUUCAUGCCAGGGCUCCUAUCUGCCAAACCUAAAGUGGCUAUCACUGGCUGGAAACCCCAUCACUCAAAUCCAGCCAUGGGCUUUCUCCUGUUACCCACAACUGAAGUUCCUGAACUUGUCUGUCACUCUGCUAGGGCAAGACACUGGUGGAGGGAUUAGAGAGUCCGCCUUUGCCAUGAGGAUGCUACCAGGGGACACCAGCAGAAGGCCAGACAAUACCAUCCAUGUGCUUGAUCUGAGUGGGACCUCUCUGGAAAGAUUACAACAGGAAUGGACUCAAGACCUGCCCAACCUUAGGUCCCUCCAUCUUACCAGGAUGACCCGGUUGAGAAGCCUUGAUACAGAUCUCUUCAAGUCUAUGCCAAGUCUGAGAGAAUUGAACUGCCAGGACUCCCACAUGCUGAGUUCAGUGAGGACAAAGAUAUUUGAAGACGCUCCACACCUGAGGUUCCUCAUAUUCCAAAACUGUAACCUGAGUUCUUUUGAUCCCUGGAAUACCAGUUCAUCAGAGAGCAUUGUCAUCAACCUGUCUGGAAAUCCUCUGCAGUGCAACUGUAAGCUUUCAUGGCUGCUCUCUGAUCCUGCAAGUAUUGUUCUGGAAAGGAGAGCAAAUACAACUUGCAACACAGCCCCAGGAGACAGAGAUACGCCAUCAUCAUCUCUGUCACUGUUACUGCUCUAUGAUGAGUGCCAGUCGAGGAGAAAUGACACGCUCCUAGAGUCAGUAACUCCUUUUCACAAAGACAGCCCUUUGCACUUCACUAUUAAUAACCCUACCAGUGCAGCAAUGCUGACAGACCCAUCUCUGGUCCCCUUAGAUGUGGUGAGUGAUGCCAUUAUAUCACAAAGCACAGUUGGCGUGACAGGGAUGGAGCUAAUGAAGGAGAAGCCCACACAUGGCAUCCAUCCUCUUUACAGGGAGGAAACAUUUUCCAAAUCUGUUGACAGCCCUUCUACUGUAGCACCAGAAGCUACCUCUUCAGACAUCCUGGAGGAGCUUUCUAGUAAUUCCUUUAUGGAGCACAACACCGUGAGUACAACUCAAGCAGAUCAAUUGAAGGAAAAUGCCACAGUAGCCAUUAACCUUUUCCACGAGGUAAAACUUCAUCAAUUUACUAAUGACCCUUCUACUGAUGUGAGAGUUACAGACUCUCCGAUGUUGCUCAGUGAACUUUCAAAAUACUCCUUAACUCCACAGAAUACCAUAAACACAUCUCCAACAGACCAACUGCAGCAAGGCUCUUUCAAGGCAAAAUCUAACCCAGAUCCUACACAAGCUGAAAUACCAAUACGCUAUGUAGAGGACUAUGAAUAUGAAGAUGAAGAAAAGGAGGCUGCAACUCAACCAGCACAUGUCCUUUGUGACUACAAUCCUUGCAAACACCUCCAGAAACCAUGCUCUGAACUUCAAACCUUGUCUUCAUGUCUGUGUCCUGGAGUGUCUGGAGAAGACACUGUCCCUGAUUCCCCAAGGCUCAGAGAGGUGUCUGAAAUUACAGACACCUCAGCCCUGAUCCACUGGUGUGCUCCAAAUUCAGUUGUAAAUAGCUACCAGCUAGUAUUCCAUGCUGAAGGUAGUGAGGAAGGCCAGAUAUCCUUCAAUGAGAUUUACACCACUGCGAGGCAGCACACACUGUAUAAGCUGUCACCAGACACCACCUACCAGGUCUGUGUGAUUGCUUUGAACAAAGCAGGAGCUAGCCAGAGAGAGAAGAGGGUCUUAAGCAAUCCAUGCACCCAAUUUAAAACAAAGCCCAGUUACAAAACCAUCCUGGCUGCCUUGUCUGCAACAAGCGGGCUUUUUCUCCUUACCACCAUCAUACUGUCUGCGUGCCUCUGUAAGAAAUGCAGAAAGCCUCAAGCUGAGCAAUAUGGCACACACCUCGUCUCCUACAAAAACCCAGCAUUUGAUUACCCCUUGAAACUGCAAACAUACAAUUAGCCCCAAGCUCCUUUGUUGACAACUUUUGUAGUAAAAUACCUUAUAACAGCACAUCUCUAAUUGGUAUCCAAUUGCCCCCUGGGGUUUAUUUUUUUUCAUAGGGCAGAUUUAACUCCUGCUGUAAGGCCACUGGCAUUAAGUGGAUUAGACCAGGGACACUAAGUGGAUCUCAAUGCUUUAGCUUUGUUGUGAGAGACCCCCACCUAGCCUCUUGUUUCCCAGGUCUCCACUUUUCUUCCAUUUCCAAACAGCAGCUGUGUUUUGAGUGGUUUCUUAUUUUGUAGUCAUAUGUAAUUAUUCGCCUGGGUCCUGAAAACCCAGCAGCGAUUUUAAAACAGUGUGUGUGGUGAGGGGCAGCAAUUAGAGUAGCUUAGGAGGUAGAUGCACAGUCCUAUGGUUCUUUGAAGUGGGUGCUUAUUUAACCUAGUCUAAGAUGGCAUUGAAGUGCCCAGAAAAAAAAGCCUUGAUAGGAAUAACCCCCAGCAUCCAUAGAAUACCUUUCAUCUGCAGCUAUCAAAGAGACCUUUGACAAAGAGGUAGAUAGACUGAAGACUAGGAUGGACAAUUACGAUCAUUUUGUCUGACUUCAUCAGAGAGAUGAUAACAGAUUCCACAGAGUGAAAUGUUUCAAGACCUGUAAAUGCCAAAGAGAAACAACAUCCAACCUUGUCACGUUCAUCCCCAGAUUUUUGUGGAAAAAAUAAGA
Gavialis gangeticus (Gharial) is the source of this 3394-nucleotide messenger RNA. It is a transcript of the gene LRRN4, whose product is annotated as leucine rich repeat neuronal 4. The coding region runs from base 319 to 2688 and encodes 789 amino acids. The record is from RefSeq and is a predicted model, not a curated record. Lineage: Eukaryota; Metazoa; Chordata; Crocodylia; Gavialidae. Gene Ontology annotation, molecular function: protein binding. The transcript has 5 exons.